This is a messenger RNA of Lathyrus oleraceus (garden pea), 2129 nucleotides long. RefSeq names its product ERAD-associated E3 ubiquitin-protein ligase HRD1B. Gene Ontology annotation, biological process: ERAD pathway; proteasome-mediated ubiquitin-dependent protein catabolic process. Bases 265 to 1824 code for a protein of 519 amino acids. Gene Ontology annotation, molecular function: ubiquitin protein ligase activity. Lineage: Eukaryota; Viridiplantae; Streptophyta; Magnoliopsida; Fabales; Fabaceae. The record is from RefSeq and is a predicted model, not a curated record. Gene Ontology annotation, cellular component: endomembrane system. The transcript has 8 exons.
AUUAACUUUGAAAAACAUGAAAUUCCAUGUAAGAACCCCAAUCCAACUGUAGCUGCCCCAGUUACUACCCACCGCCGUUGGAUCCUCCGUUCCGUUCUGUUCCGAUCAACAAAACCCUCACACCUCUCUCCUCCAAAAUUCGGUACUCAAUCGCGAUUUUCAUACAAAGUUUCAAUAAUUUCUGCUUUCAAUUUCUCGUUUUAUUCAACUCCGUGAAUUCCCUUUCUGGUAUAGGUUUUGAGUUUUUAGUUCAAUUUGAUCAAAAUGAUGAGGUUGCAGACAUAUGCAGGUCUUAGUUUAAUUGCCACUUUGGCUGUAACAUAUCAUGCAUUUAACAGUAGAGGCCAAUUUUAUCCGGCAAUGGUUUAUCUGGCAACUUCCAAGAUCAGUUUGGUGCUUCUUCUCAACAUGGCUCUAGUCAUCAUGUGUAGUAUGUGGCAGUUAACUAAAAAGGUGUUUCUCGGCUCUCUUCGAGAAGCUGAGGUCGAGAGGCUUAACGAGCAAGCUUGGAGGGAGGUUAUGGAAAUUCUCUUUGCAAUUACUAUCUUUAGGCAGGACUUUUCUAUUACAUUCCUUGCUAUGGUCACGGCACUCUUGUUUAUUAAGGCUUUGCAUUGGUUGGCUCAGAAGAGAGUAGAGUACAUAGAGACUACACCUUCUGUGUCCGUGUUGUCUCAAGUUCGAAUCGUGUCUUUUUUGGGUUUCCUCCUUCUUCUAGAUGGCACGUUUUUGUAUAGAUCAGUGAAGCAUUUACUAGCAACGCAGCAGGCGUCGGUUUCGCUCUUCUUUUCUUUCGAGUACAUGAUACUAGCAACAACAACGGUAUCAAUUUUUGUAAAAUAUAUUUUCUAUGUCAGUGACAUGCUUAUGGAGGGACAAUGGGAAAAGAAACCAGUCUUCACGUUUUACUUGGAACUUGUUAAAGACUUGCUUCACUUGUCUAUGUAUAUGUGCUUCUUUCUGGCAAUUUUCAUAAACUAUGGAGUUCCUUUGCACUUAAUAAGGGAGCUGUACGAGACAUUUAGGAACUUCAAAAUCCGUGUUGCAGAUUACUUACGUUAUCGUAAGAUCACUUCUAACAUGAAUGACCGGUUUCCAGAUGCAACCCCUGAAGAGCUUAUUGCAAGUGACGCAACGUGCAUCAUCUGUCGUGAAGAGAUGGUUACUGCAAAGAAACUUAUAUGUGGUCAUCUUUUUCAUGUUCACUGCCUCCGAUCAUGGCUGGAGCGGCAGCAUACUUGCCCUACAUGCAGAGCACUGGUUGUCCCAACGGAAAAUGGUAGUACUGCUGCUGGUGGGCAGCAAAGGUCACAGUCAGAUGCUCAUCGGCAUGGGGCAGGCACUGGAAGCUCAGCUCAAACUGAGGUUGGCAAUGGGGUGGCAUGUGAUAAUUUGAGUCGGCAUCAAGCAAGACUUCAAGCUGCUGCAUCAGCAGCUUCAAUAUAUGAGAAGUCUUAUGUUUACCCUUCUCCAACUUUUGCAUGCCCCCCUGGUUACACUCUUCAUCCCAUGGUUCAAAGAUCUGUGGUUGAAUCAUCUAAUGCCAAGAGAGAACAAGUUUCCAGUGAGCAAGAAGCACAAAAGCAGUUUGUGACCCCAGGUGGACCAAUGAAUAUAUCCUCUUCUCCACCAUCCCAAACACAUGCAGCCCACAUGGUUUAUGGAGAGGGAUCCCAGCUGGGAGCUCAAAGGAAACUCCAGAUUGAGAAAGCAAAUGUUGACAAAAAUAUAGGCGAGGAGGACACAUCAUUGUCAGAUAGCAAAGGCAAACAAAUUGCUGCCUCUUCAUCUCUAUCAAGUCAUGAUGAGAGUCAAGACAUCUAAGCAUAAGUUUGUGUUUGUUUAUUGCUACACCAUGCAGUAACUGCCUAAUGUAUAUUCAUAUGAUAUGAUAGAAUAUGAUAGAUUAUGAUUACUCACAACUUGUGAAACCAUAUAACUUGUUUAUGCCUAUAAGUAUGCAGCAAUUUUCUUAAACUAGUCCUAGGCCAAUGAAAGGAGACCAAACAUAUCUUUACCAAACUGAAAGGAUUCUUCAAGACUAAGUUAGAUGAUGUAUACUUUAUAAGUAUUUUCUUAACUAGUUGUUUGUCAUAAUUUUGAAGUUAAUAUAAACACUGCUUCCAUUA